Danaus chrysippus (African queen) is the source of this 4308-nucleotide messenger RNA. The record is from the annotation of a GenBank genome assembly. Lineage: Eukaryota; Metazoa; Arthropoda; Insecta; Lepidoptera; Nymphalidae.
AUGGAAUCAAACAAAAAAAAAGGCCGGCCGCCGCAUCCGAGAGCAAAAGCAAAUCCAUUUUCAGCAUUAACAUUUGGAUGGACACUACCUAUGUUUUGGAGUGGAUUAAGGAAAGAACUAGAAGAAUCAGAUUUAUACCAGCCUUUGGAAGAGCAUGCAUCUGGACCUCUUGGUGAUAAAUUCGCUCGUCUAUGGGAGGAGGAAGUAGCCAGGGCUGAAGGCAAGCGCACACCAAGUCUCCUCAGGGUACUACUAAGAGCUUACGCAGCGAGAUGCAUGCUGUACGGAUUCGUCUUAUUCUUCAUGGAGUGUGGGAUACGCAUACAACAGCCGCGUAUGCUGGGUCUUUUUAUCGGCUAUUUCGGACAAGACGACCAAGUAUUGAUGCACACUCGUCUAUCAGAUUUGAAGGAUAAAGUGAUGCGAGCCAGAUCUAAUAUGACAGAGCCCAUCAUAGCCCAGCCGGUUUUCCUGGGCAAGCUAGUGGAAUAUUACAGUCCUGAUCAGAAGACGAUGAAACCUCAAGAGGCGUAUAUGUAUGCUGGCGCUGUGGUGCUUUGUUCAGCUUUGAAUGUCUUCGUGGUACAUCCGUACAUGAUGGCGAUAUUACACAUGGGCAUGAAGUUCAGGGUCGCUUGCUGUUCGCUCAUAUACAGAAAGUCUCUCAGGUUGUCGAAAACAGCUCUCGGUGAAACUACAAUAGGUCAAGUGGUCAAUCUGCUGUCCAACGACGUGAAUAGAUUCGACGUGGCCGUCAUCUUCCUACAUUACCUAUGGAUAGGACCCCUAGCUACGGUCAUCGUGACAUACUUCAUGUGGCUCGAGAUAAGCUGGGCGGCUGUGGUGGGUGUUGGAUUCAUGCUGGCAUUCAUACCAUUACAAGCCUACCUAGGGAAACGUACGUCAGUACUGCGUUUGAAGACAGCAAUCCGUACUGACGAGAGGGUGAGACUGAUGAACGAGAUCCUCUCCGGUAUACAGGUCAUCAAGAUGUAUACGUGGGAGAAACCCUUCGCUGAUCUGGUGGCUAAGGCCAGGAAGCAAGAAAUAAAACAGAUCCGUGCUACGUCAUAUAUACGGGGUGUUCUCACUUCAUUCAUAAUGUUCACUACGAGGAUAUGUCUGUUGGUGUCGAUACUGGCUUUUGUUCUGGAGAAUAACGUGAUCAGCGCCAAACAGGUGUUCGUGGUCACUAGCUUCUACAACAUACUGAGGCAGACCAUGACUGUAUUUUUCCCACAAGGUAUAGCACAAGUAGCAGAAGCGACUAUAUCCAUCCAGAGGUUACAGAAUUUCAUGUUGUAUGAAGAUACAAGCAAGCCGGUCCCAGGGCUCGCUGAGAUACAGACCUCAACUAAACCUAAAUUGAAGGAGGUCAAAGAAGAACAGAGACCUUCGAUGGAAUCCAAAGAGGAUCUAGAAACUAAAGACUCAAAAACGGUCUUAGAUGAACCCGAAAAAAAGGUUGCUGAAGCCAAAGGAAAUGGUAAAGGUGGUCCUACAAUGGAGUCAGCUGAGGAAGAUGACGAAGAGCUGGCUACGAGAGUGGAACAGGACUCGAGGGGCAUCAGGUUGAAGUAUGCAACCGCUAAGUGGAUAACAUCACACACAGAGAAUACACUCACGGAUUUAUCACUCACUGUGAAACCUGGAAAAUUAAUAGCAGUGAUAGGUCCAGUGGGUGCUGGUAAGUCAUCUCUGCUGCAUGUGUUGUUGAAGGAGCUGCCGCUACACUCGGGCAGCGUACACGUUGGUGGUACUAUCUCGUAUGCUAGUCAGGAGCCCUGGCUUUUUGCAGGUAGCGUCCGUCAGAACAUUUUAUUCGGACAGGCGAUGGAUCGUCCCCGGUACAACGCUGUGGUGCGGAGAUGUGCACUGGAUAGAGACUUCACACUACUACCGCACGGAGACAAGACGGUGGUGGGGGAGCGGGGGGUCAGUCUCAGUGGAGGUCAGCGUGCUCGUAUCUCCUUAGCGCGUGCCGUGUACAAGCGCGCGGAUAUCUAUCUGUUGGAUGAUCCUCUAUCCGCGGUAGACGCGCACGUCGGCCGCCAUCUUUUCGAAUCGUGCGUGGUGGGCUACCUCAAGAACACUACUAGGGUGCUUGUGACGCAUCAGCUGCAGUUCCUGAGAGACGUCGAUCAGAUUAUCAUAUUAAAGAACGGUUCGAUAGCGGCUGCGGGUGAUUUCGAAACGCUCAGCGCUUCAGGAAUGGACUUCGCCACGUUACUGGCGAGGGGAGAGGAGGAAGAGCGACCAGCUCCUGAAGAGAAAUCCAUUGUGGAGCCGGAGGAAUCAGUGCUCCAAGGAAGUUUCAGGAAACGGCAGAUGAGCAUACAUUCGGUCAGUUCGGUGGAUAACCUAACAGCCACGGCGCCGCCAGAGGGCGGUAGGGAGGAAGCGGAAAUGCGAUCAGCUGGAGCUGUUUCCGGUGCUGUAUACGGCGCCUAUCUAGGUGCAAGCGGACAUCCGCUGAUGGUUACUCUAAUGGUACUGGUAGCUGUGCUGGCGCAGUUACUAGGAUCUGGCUCUGAUUGGUGGACCAGUUUUUGGGUCAAUCAAGAGGAGGAUCAUCCAAAGUCAGUGUUGAGGACACUUGACUCGAGUAACACAUCAGGUCCUUUACAGUACUCAUCAAACUUCACACAAGCUCUGCUUGAAAACGCACACUUCAGUUCCGGUCUAACCAGAUACGACUGCAUUUAUAUUUAUACUGGUAUGGUGGUGUCAUUGGUGGUGAUAUCUCUACUCCGGUCAUUCAUGUUCUUCUCUAUGGCGAUGCGUGCGUCUACUCGGCUACACAACAACAUGUUCAGUUCUAUAACACGCGCCCCGAUGAGAUUCUUCCAUACUAACCCAUCGGGGAGAAUCCUCAACAGAUUCUCAAAGGACAUGGGAGCGGUUGACGAAGUACUCCCGGCUGCCUUGCUUGAUGUAUUACAAAUCGGUCUGUCCCUAAUCGGUAUAGUGGUAGUAGUAGCGGUGGUUAACUUCUGGCUGUUAGUCCCCACACUCUUCAUAGGUCUGAUCUUCUACGGUCUCCGUAUAUUCUAUUUGUCGUCCAGUCGAAGCAUCAAACGCCUCGAGGGUGUGACUCGCAGCCCAGUGUUCUCUCACCUCAACGCGUCUCUUCAAGGCAUCACUACUAUCCGUGCGUUCGGUGCGCAGGAAGCCCUCAUUAGAGAGUUUGAUAAUCAUCAGGAUCUACAUAGCUCUGCCUGGUACUUAUUUAUAGCCAGUUCCCGCGCCUUCGGUUUUUGGUUGGAUCUCGUAUGCGUUAUAUACAUUGCUGUAGUAACGCUCAGUUUCCUCGUGUUUGGACAAGAGGAGUAUGGUGGUAAGGUCGGUUUAGCCAUCACUCAAGCUAUGGGGUUAACGGGUAUGUUCCAGUGGGGCAUGAGACAGAGUACGGAACUUGAAAACCAGAUGACCAGCGUUGAGAGGAUACAAGAAUAUUCGAACAUAGAAUCUGAGCCGCCUCUCGAGUCUGAACCUAGUAAGAAGCCCCCGCCGUCAUGGCCGGACGCUGGUCGCCUUGAGUUCAAACAUGUAUACCUGUACUACACGCCCGGGGAACCCCCGGUGUUGAAGGACCUCAACUUACUGGUACUGCCCAAAGAAAAGGUCGGCAUAGUGGGUAGAACGGGAGCGGGGAAGUCCUCACUUAUUAACGCCCUUUUCAGAUUAGCUAAAAUUGAAGGAGAGAUUAUAAUAGAUGGCAGGGAGACGUCACAGUUGGGUCUCCAUGAACUAAGGAGUCAGAUCUCCAUCAUACCACAAGAACCUGUUCUAUUCUCCGGCACCAUGAGACACAACCUGGAUCCAUUUGAUGAAUAUCCUGAUCAAGUACUGUGGAGGGCUCUAGAAGAGGUGGAGUUAAAGGAAGCCGUGAACGAGUUGCCCGCUGGUCUCAGCUCCCGUAUGUCUGAAGGCGGCGGGAACUUUUCCGUGGGGCAGAGACAGCUGGUGUGUCUCGCGCGGGCCAUCGUGAGGCGGAACAGACUACUAGUGCUUGAUGAGGCAACCGCUAACGUGGACCCACAAACCGAUGCGCUCAUUCAAGCUACAAUAAGAAACAAGUUCGCUGAUUGCACCGUGCUCACCAUAGCUCACAGACUACACACAGUCAUGGACUCAGAUAAGGUGUUGGUGAUGGACGCCGGCAGUAUGGUUGAGUUCGAUCACCCUCACAAGCUGCUGCAGCAGACGGGCGGCGUGCUGCGGGGGAUGGCGGAGCAGACGGGCAGGGCCACGUACGACGGGCUGGCUAGACAGGCCAAGAUGGUGAGCGAUAUAUACAAUAUGUAG